AUGCUGACCCGCCCACCGUCUCGCGUGAACCUCUCAGCGGCAGACAUCACAGACUUCGAACGACGAUGGGCAGCAAGACGACCAGUCCGACCGAGUCGACCACCGCCAGCUAAUGCCCGGCUUUCCGUUGGGGCUGCUCAAUUGACAAAGCUAGGCUACGUCCCAGCGAGUGCCAACCUGGGCCGCAAGAGAGCUGAAUCAUGUUCAUCACAAGCCACCAUCUGCACCAUCGCAGAUGAUGAGGCCAUCCACAGCGGCGAUGAGCAUUCGCCAGAUCCUUUACUGUCACCUACCAGGCCUUUGUCGGAAAGAGCUUCCAUCCGGCUCGACCACGCGGUUGGACGUGACACCAUCUCCAUUGCGGACUCAAUCGAGCCUACUUCACCUCGACGUCGGUCUCCUCAGAAGUUACCUGCGCACUUCACGAUACAUGAGGAAGACACACUUGACCAAGCAGAAACAGAGGCCAGACAUUUGCGCAAUCCUCAGAUCUUCCGCAUGGCUGUGGCUGACGACAUCUGUGAUCGACUAGCGACCUUUGCGCCAGAGCUCGUCCGCUCGACAGCUGAGGUGGCUGGCAUUGCAGAACAGCAGCUAGACGCCGACACAGUGCUCAACCCAUCACUAGAUGCCGAAGCACCUGUCUUCGUACCCAGAGCAAGAUUUGGAACGGUAGCCAAUGACUUACCAGACGAUAGCCACGGUGGCAUUGGACACGAUGGCGCGAACAGCAGCAGCACUCAAGCUCCACCCACGCAUCUUCGGGUACAAUCGUCUUUCGAGCGCAACUCGCAAAGGUCAUCACAGCAGUCGGAACGAGACAAUGCUUCUUCCAGCAGAACGGAAACCCUCCCUCCGGUGCGUCUGGUUCAGUCACGUCGAAGGAGCCGGACCCAAGACCAGAAUGCUGCGAUACAACGAACGGUCCCUGAUCUGGAUCGUUAUCCUACCAUGCCUCCGCUUCCUCAUGUCGUCGCUCUCGUGCGCAUCAAGUGGAGUACGAACGAUCUCGGAUGGCCCAAAUAG
Molecule: messenger RNA, 1026 nt
Organism: Fulvia fulva
Lineage: Eukaryota; Fungi; Ascomycota; Dothideomycetes; Mycosphaerellales; Mycosphaerellaceae
Exons: 2
Coding region: 1-1026 (341 amino acids)
Source: RefSeq, a predicted model, not a curated record